AUGCAUUUAAGUACACUUAAAAGCACUACUGCUUCUGAUUUGGACAUUGAUGUGUCCAAACACAAAGUGUAUAGGGCUAAGAGGAAAGCAUUAGAGAUGAUUGAAGGAAAUGAAGAAGAGCAAUAUGAAAAAAUGAGAGAUUACUGCAGUUUAAUCUUGAGAAGUAACCCUGGCAGUAUUGUUAAAUUGCAAACUGAGCCCACUGGUGUUAAGAAUGAGAGAAGGUUUAUGAGAGUAUUUAUCUGUUAUGAUGCAAUGAAAACUGGUUUUAAAGAAGGUUGUAGGCCUCUUAUUAGUGUGGAUGGUUGCUUCCUAAAGGGACCAUAUGGUGGCCACUUUUUGAGUGCAGUGGCCAAUGAUGGAAAUGGACAGAUGUUUCCAGUGGCAAUUGCAGUAGUGGAGUCUGAGAUAAGAGAUUCUUGGGAAUGGUUUAUGGGAGAAUUGAUGGAUGCUAUAGGACCUUACCAAGAUAUAACUUUUAUAUCAGAUAGACAAAAGGGUUUAGUAGAAACCUUUGAGAACAUGAUGGAAGGGUCAGACCAUAGAUUUUGUGUAAGGCAUCUGUAUGAGAAUUUCAAACUUAGGUUCAAAGGACAGCAGCUAAAAAUAGAGUUAUGGGAGGCAGCAAGGGCAUAUACUGAAGCAAACGUUGAACAACAUAUGAGGAAAAUAAGGGACUUAAAUGUGGAAGCUUAUGAGUGGUUGAGGAAGGUACCAGCUAUUUUAUGGUCAAUGUCAGGCUUUACCCAAACUUCAAAAUGUGAUAUGGUCAUCAACAACAUAUGUGAAAGUUGGAAUGUAGUUAUUGUUGAUGCAAGAGAUAAGCCAAUAAUAUACAUGCUAGAAUGGAUUAGGAGGCAUCUAAUGUUAAGGUUUCAAUGCAAGAGAGAAUGGAUGUCAUUACAACAAGGCUUGUUAUGUCCAGAAAUUCAAAAGAAUCUCAACAAAGUGAAACACCAAGCUAGAAUAUGUAAGGUGCAUUAUGCUAGUGAUCAAAAGUAUGAGGUUGAAUGCUAUGGAAUAAGUGAAGCAGUUGACAUUGAGAAGAAAUCUUACAGUUGUAGGGUGUGGAAUUUAACUGGCAUCCCCUAUAGACAUGCUGUAGCAUGCACCUUUAUGAAGAGGGAAGCUCCUGAGGUAUAUGUUCACCUAUACUAUCACAGAGAAACCUACCUCAAGUCCUAUGCUGGUUUAAUCCUACCCAGUCCAAUGGGAAGGUUGAUGAAAAUAGACCCCAUUCAACCACUGCUUCUACCACACUAUAGGAAGCCCACUGGUAGGCCAAAGAAGGCUAGGAAUAAGAAGAAUGAUGAACCCAAGGGUGGAGCCAAACUUAGUAGGUCUAAGGAAAAUUUGAAAUGUUCAAGGUGUAAGGAGAAUGGCCAUAAUAUAAGGAUCUGCAAAGCACCUGAGCCAUUGGUGAUUGACAAACCUCCUCCAAGAAGGGGAGGUAGACCACCCAUUCUUGGAAGGGGAAGACCAAGAGUACCUGAAGGCAUGACAGGUAGAGGAAGAGGAAGAAUGGGAAGAAAAGGGAGAGCUAGAGGAAUUGAAAUUCCACCUCCAGUACCUUCAAACCAAGAGUGGUUUUUGUCACUCCAAGUUGCUAUUGGAUGUUGUUUUGUUGCUGCUAUGGCUCAUGCUGACUUUUUGGUUACUGUAUAUGCUAAUGGGAUAGGAGAGCUUUAG
Cornus florida is the source of this 1689-nucleotide messenger RNA. RefSeq lists its product as uncharacterized. The record is from RefSeq and is a predicted model, not a curated record. Bases 1 to 1689 code for a protein of 562 amino acids. The transcript is spliced from 3 exons. Lineage: Eukaryota; Viridiplantae; Streptophyta; Magnoliopsida; Cornales; Cornaceae.